Messenger RNA from Gongylonema pulchrum, 693 nucleotides. Lineage: Eukaryota; Metazoa; Nematoda; Chromadorea; Rhabditida; Gongylonematidae. The record is from the annotation of a GenBank genome assembly.
UUUUCAGAAAUCUUGACCUAUGAAGAGGUUUCGUUGUAUCUUUCGAAAACAAAACGGAAGCGGCCGUUGGUCCUUUGCGGUCCGGAAGGGGUUGGUUGUUUGGAGUUGCGGCAGCGUCUUGCAGAAUCUGACAACCAGAAAUUUGGUAGUGCUGUGCCACAUACCACACGCCCGAAGAAAUCAAGUGAACUGGAUGGUGUACAUUACCAUUUCGUAACGAAGCAAAAGUUCCAAGAGGAUGCAAAAGUGGGUAAAUUCAUCGAAUACGGUGAAUUUCAAAAGCAUCUCUAUGGCACUUCUCUGGCAUCAAUACAAGCCGUCAUCGACAAAGCCAAAAUUUGCUUACUUACUCUUAAGGUUGAGAAUCUAAAAGCACUUCGGAGGACAUUGUUUAUGCCUUAUGUUGUAUUCAUUGCUCCUCCCUCGCUCCAACAGCUUCGUCGUCAGAAAGAGAUUCUCGGACAGCAUGGUAUCAAGGAUGAACAGCUGAAAUUGAUUCUAAAUGAGGGGAAAGUUACAGAACAGAACUAUGGUCAUUUGUUUGAUCGAAUCAUCGUGAACGUCGAUUUGGAUCGCUCGCUGGAAGAGCUCAAAGAAGUGGUUAAAAGUCUAGAAACCGAGCCACAAUGGGUACCCUCGUUUUGGCCAAUCACCACCAGUAAUAAUAUUUCUUCAAAAUACGACGACAGUUAG